Messenger RNA from Penicilliopsis zonata CBS 506.65, 1935 nucleotides. RefSeq lists its product as hypothetical. Gene Ontology annotation, biological process: [2Fe-2S] cluster assembly. Gene Ontology annotation, cellular component: cytosol; nucleus; mitochondrion. The record is from RefSeq and is a predicted model, not a curated record. NCBI's taxonomy places the organism in Eukaryota, Fungi, Ascomycota, Eurotiomycetes, Eurotiales, Aspergillaceae. The transcript is spliced from 2 exons. The coding region runs from base 173 to 1702 and encodes 509 amino acids. Gene Ontology annotation, molecular function: cysteine desulfurase activity; pyridoxal phosphate binding.
CUCUUACUCCAACAGGACGGUCCGCGGAGAUAAGCUGAAUCUGGUUUAGCGUGUCGGUGCUGACAAUUUGCCGCCCGGUGACCUCAACUUUUCCCAGCCCAGGCAGGUGCAAGUCAGAUUCAAGCUCUGCCCUCUCAACUCCCCCAACACCCAUCCUUUUUGUGAGGUCAGAAUGUCCAGCGUUGGAGCUUCGGUCUGGAGACAGGCAUCGCGUGCCUACGCCCGGCGCCUGUCGUCACCGCAGCACUUCUCCCUGACUCCGGCUUUCCCUCGGGUAUCUGCUGCCCGGCGGUUCUACGUGUCCGAGACCAAGGCUGCAAAUGCUCAGGUAAAAGUGGACACGGUCAUCAAGGAAGAGCAGAAGGCAUUUGUGGAUAAGACGGGCAUCCAGCCGGCGAAUGUCAAGCUGCCCGGCUCGGCCGUGACGGGCGAUGCCUCGAUGAGUCCGUCGGCCGGCAUCCUCAAGCAGGCCACGGUGAUGGACCAAGGCACCCGCCCCAUCUAUCUCGACAUGCAGGCGACUACUCCGCUCGACCCCCGCGUCUUGGAUGCCAUGCUUCCUUACCUGACCGGCAUCUACGGCAACCCCCACUCCCGAACGCACGCCUACGGCUGGGAAUCGGAGAAAGCCGUCGAGGAGGCGCGAGAGCACAUCGCCAAGCUCAUCGGUGCCGACCCCAAGGAAAUCAUCUUCACCAGCGGCGCGACCGAGAGUAAUAACAUGAGCAUCAAGGGCGUGGCGCGCUUCUUUGGCCGCUCGGGCAAGAAGAAGCAUGUCAUCACCACCCAGACGGAACACAAGUGUGUUUUGGACAGCUGCAGGCAUCUUCAGGAUGAGGGUUUCGAGGUCACCUAUCUCCCCGUGCAGAGCAAUGGCUUGAUCCGCAUGGAGGAUCUGGAGGCAGCCAUUCGUCCCGACACGGCCUUGGUCAGUGUCAUGGCCGUCAACAACGAGAUUGGCGUGAUCCAGCCUCUUGACGAGAUUGGCAAGCUCUGCCGCUCGAAGAAGAUCUUCUUCCACACCGAUGCUGCGCAGGCAGUCGGAAAGAUCCCUCUUGAUGUCAACAAGUCCAACAUCGACUUGAUGUCCAUCUCGAGCCACAAGAUCUACGGCCCCAAGGGUAUCGGCGCUUGCUAUGUGCGCAGAAGGCCCAGGGUCCGUCUUGAGCCCCUCAUCACUGGAGGUGGCCAGGAGCGAGGUCUGCGCAGUGGUACCCUGGCUCCUCACCUGGUUGUUGGCUUUGGCGAGGCUUGCCGCCUCGCCUACCAAGAUAUGGAGUACGAUUCGAAUUACGUCAACCGUCUUGCGAAGCGCUUGAUGGACGGCCUUUUGUCCAUGGAGCACACGAAUCUGAACGGCGACCCUGAUCGCCACUAUCCCGGCUGUGUCAACGUCUCCUUUGCGUACAUUGAAGGCGAAUCGCUCCUGAUGGCUCUGAAGGACAUUGCGUUGUCUUCCGGCAGCGCCUGUACCUCGGCCUCGUUGGAGCCGAGUUAUGUCCUGCGGGCUCUUGGCAACAGCGACGAGAACGCGCACAGCAGCAUCCGCUUCGGCAUUGGACGCUUCACCACCGAAGAAGAAAUCGACUACGUCCUCAAGGCGGUGCGCGAGCGGGUCGACUUCCUGCGCGAGCUGAGCCCUCUCUGGGAGUUGGUCCAGGAGGGUAUUGAUCUGAACACCAUCGAAUGGAGCCAGCACUAAGUUUUUCUUUCCAUUGGCCCUUUCCUGAUGGCCUCCUUUCUCUAUACCUUAAUCUGGUGUUGCAGCGGUUCAUUAUUAUGUGGAAUGAUUUCCCCGUUGGUUUCCGGCGCGGACUGGGCCUUGGUCCGGUCUGGCAGCUUCGGGUUGUUUUGGUUCGGCGUUGUGUAUUACUAGUAUUAUUCAUGUAGUUGAUGGUAGUCAUACGCAUAUAUUAAUUCUUAAAUAUCCAUUGU